AUGAACGGCGUUGCGAGCCCGUUCCCCCAACCGGGGCCGUGGCAAGAGCAUCGCACUCCUGAUGGCCGCGUCUAUUAUUACAACGCAAUCACCAAGGUCACGCAAUGGACCAAGCCAGAGGAUAUGAUGUCUCCCGCAGAGCGCGCUCUCGCGAACCAACCGUGGAAGGAAUACACUGCCGAGGGUGGUCGGAAGUAUUGGUAUAACACUGAAACGAAACAGAGCUCGUGGGAGAUGCCCGAAGUCUAUAAGAAUGCCCUGGGAGCAGCCGGCACACCCACGACUCCCGCGGCCCCGAUCCCUUACAAUGCAGGUAGUGCGAUCCCGGCCUCCGGCCAUGAUCAUCGUGACGGCCGCGAUAGGGAACACGUCUCUGAUUCGCGCCAGUCAAUGUACGGCGGCGACGCCCCCGCCAGGACUUUCGUGCCCGCCAGCAACGACCCCGAGUACGCGACUUUCGAAGAGGCCGAGGCUGCCUUCAUCAAGCUUCUCCGUCGAAGCGGUGUCCAGGCAGACUGGACCUGGGAGCAAACCCUCCGGACCAUCGCCAGGGAUCCCCAGUACAGGGCAAUCAAGGACCCGAGGGACAGGAAGGCCGCCUUUGAGAAGUACUGCCACGACGUGAUUGUGCAGGACAGGGAGCGCGCCCAGGGAAGACUGAACAAGCUUCGCGCUGACUUCGAGACGAUGCUCAAGAGACAGCCUGAGAUCAAGCACUAUACUCGCUGGAAGACGGCUCGGCGCAUGAUCGAGGGCGAGACCCUGUUCCGCUCCACCGAUGACGAAAACGAACGCCGUCAGUUGUUCGAGGAAUACAUCAUCGGGCUGAAGAAAGCCCACCUCGACCAGAAGGCUGGCUCGCGCAGGUCCGCUAUGGACGGACUCAUCGAACUACUCCCGAAGCUCAACCUGGAGCCCUACACCCGCUGGUCCGACGCGGAAGGUAUCAUCACUUCCACUCCCCCAUUCCAGCAGGACGAGAAGUAUAAGACCCUGAGCCGGUUUGACGUCUUGACUGCCUUCCAAAAUCACAUCAAGUCGCUCGAGCGUGCCUUCAACGACUCAAAGCAGGAACAGAAGAACAGGAAGUUCCGUAGGGAACGCCAAGCGCGAGACGGAUUUUUGAGCCUCCUGAGCGAGCUUAGGAAGCAGGGGAAAAUCAAUGCUGCCACCAAGUGGAGCCAGUUCUUUCCCCUGGCCGAGGACGACGAUCGCUACAAGGCCAUGCUGGGCCAGCCAGGCUCCACGCCUCAGGAGCUCUUCUGGGAUGUCGUUGAGGAGGAGGAAAAGGCGCUGCGGACGCCAAGGAACGAGGUUCUCGACGCCCUUGAUGAUGAGCGGUUUGAAGUCACCCCCAAGACGACGUUUGAGGAAUUCUUCGAGGUUGUCAGAAAGAACCGGCGCACUGCUAACAUUGACCGCGGCAUCCUGUCUAUUAUUUUCGAACGCCUCCAAGAGAAGAAAUCUAGGCGACCGGAAGAGGAUAGGCACUCUGAACGCCAACAACGACGGGCGGCCGACGAUCUACGCGCUUAUAUGAAACGGGUGGAACCUCCCAUUGUUGUCGGCGAUACUUGGGAGAAGGUCAGGCCACGGCUGGUGGACGCACCUACCUUCCAGGUUGUAGGCUCCGAGGAAGCAAGGAUUGCGGCCUUUGAUAAAUUCGUCCGUCGCCUGCGCGAGAAAGACGAGGAGGCCGAGAGGGAUCGUCGUCGGCGCCGAGACCGCGUCUCGAGCGAGCGUGAUGCAUACCGGGCCCGUGAGAGGGAUCAUUCGAGAGGGGAGAGGUCUCAUCGUCACAGUGGGCGGCCUGGUAGGCGCAGCCGUAGUCCGGAAGUAGAUGCCUACGAAGCCGACAGACGGAAGGCCAUCGCCGAGCGAGAACGAAACCACCGCAAGUCGACCAUGGCCGAGAGUCUCUUGUCCGCCGAUCGACGGCCCUCGACCCCGCCCCGCCGCGAUCGAGACCAUCGUGAGCGAGACCGUGAGAGGGAGCGUGAUCGUGAUCACUACGACCGGCCCCCCGGCCGAUCCCGCCGUGGUGAUGACACCUUCUACGAUCGCGAGAGGCGCGACAGAGAAGACGAGCGCGAGCAAACCUACCGACGCCGGAUGGGGUCUUAUGAUGAACUUCCAUAUGGUGAUGAGCGUCCAACUGGUUCCCGUCGUCGUAGGGACGAUGAAGACGACGGACGUCGGGAGUCGAGGGAUUCCAAGCGACUGAAAAAGGAGCCAUCGGCUGAACGUGGCCGUACUCCCGCUCGUGAUGGGGUCCAGAAGGACGCGUCUCCUGCACCAUCGGCAGCUAAGGAGCCUGCUGUCAAGGAAGCCGUCAAAGAACCUGUCAAAGAACCUGCCAAAGAACCUGUCAAAGAACCAGUCAAGGAACCAGUCAAGGAAUCCGUCAAGGAGGAUCCCGCAAUUCACUCUGGUUCUGAGGAGGGCGAGAUUGAGGAGGACUAAGCCCUCCUCUGGUUCCCCGACUGCCCAACGUUUUGGCUGCCGUCCCCGCCCUCUUUGCGCCCUUGCUAGUUGAUGAGCUAUGGGACCGAGAGUCUUUUCGAGUACGUAUCGGAAACUACACUACAUAUCACUGCAGUCAUAGUGGGCGAGAUGACAUGCGGCAUACAGAUCCCUCGACCACAUUCUCGGCGCCCCCUUUUCACCUUCAGUUACAGUAGUACGUCGACUGGAGAUCUUGACCCAGGCCUUCACUCACCGACAAGCCGAUAGCUAGCUAAAGGCUUCAGCGUUCUAUUUUGGUUGUGUCUCAACACAUCGAACGUAGCCCUAGUAUGUUUCUUCCUUGAUUCGGCGUUUUUAAUGCACAUAAUUCUAGUCGGUGAGAAUAUCAAGAAAAAUAUUACUACCACAUCG
Molecule: messenger RNA, 2877 nt
Organism: Sodiomyces alkalinus F11
Lineage: Eukaryota; Fungi; Ascomycota; Sordariomycetes; Glomerellales; Plectosphaerellaceae
Exons: 7
Coding region: 1-2463 (820 amino acids)
Biological process (GO): mRNA cis splicing, via spliceosome
Cellular component (GO): U2-type prespliceosome; U1 snRNP
Molecular function (GO): protein binding; RNA binding
Source: RefSeq, a predicted model, not a curated record